AUGACUCCAGUUCCCGUGGAAACGAAGAAGGAGCGAAGAACAUCAUUUUUGGAUGCUGGUGGGCCAAAUUCGAUAAAUAAUUUCGCCUCCUCUUACGUAAGAACUCAAUCAUAUUGGCCGCAUAGUCUAGGUGAAAAUUCCCUUGACUAUGCAAUUUCUCCUGGCACAUCUCCAGUACAAGAGCCAACAUCCUCUGUAGCCAAUAUUUCCGCCGAAUUGGAUGAGAAUCAAUUGUACUUGGAAAAUGAGAGAGAUUCACAAAAUAGUCUACCUUCGCAGAAAGGUUUGAACCGCAACUAUGAAUUCCCGAAUAGUAGGAGCAAUGGUACCGAAGACGAAACCAGUCCAUUGAUCCCAGUGGUAUCAGCUGGAGGAAAGUCAUCCAUUGUGUUUGAAGGCUCCACUACUCCUCAAACAAUCUUCAAUGCGAUCAACACUAUGAUGGGGAUCGGAAUGCUUUCGCUCCCCAUGGGGUUUAAACUAUCCGGAUGGGUAUUUGGGACCAUCAUAUUAACUUUGUCGGCCGCUUCUACAAACUAUACGGCCAAGUUAUUAGGGAAAAUUUUGAAAAUUCACCCUCUGAUAAUGAGUUAUAGUGACAUUGCAUACUCUUGUUAUGGGCUGUCGGUAAAUAUUUUGAUCACUUUGAUUUUCACUGCUGAUCUUAUUGGUGCAACUGCAUCACUAGUAUUGUUGUUUGGUGAUUCAUUUGCAAUCUUCUUUCCAGAAAUCCAUACUUCAGUAUUUAAAACUAUCAUAAUAUGCUUAACAUUUAUUUCUUCAUUUUUACCACUUUCCAUUCUUUCAAUGUCCUCACUUUUAGGAGUUGUUUGUACAUCUUUUAUAUUGUUGGUAAUUAUCUUUUGUGGUGUUACUACUACCAAUGAGCUUGGGGGCGCUGGUGGCUCCCUCCUCAACCCAGUUCACACAUAUAUGUGGCCACAACACCCCAAGUACUUGUUGGUUUCGCUCGGGAUAUUCAUGGCACCAUGGGGAGGUCACGUUGUGUUCCCUGAGUUGUAUCGUGAUAUGAGACACCCAUAUAAGUAUAAUAGAGCAACCAAUGUAACGUUCAACUUCACUUUUUUCAUUGACUAUGUUGUUGCAGCUAUAGGAUUUCUUAUGUUUGGAGUAGAAUGCCAGGACUCGUUCACUAAAAACUUGAUGCUUCAACCGAAUUAUCCUCGAUGGGUAAAGCCUACGAUAUGUCUCUUGUUUGGAGUCUUGGCCCUAGUCAAGGCUCCCUUACUCGUGAGACCGGUCUUCUCCGUGCUAGACAAGGCUUUAGGUAUACAAAGUGUAGCUCUUUUGCCUAAUGGAUCGAAGAGAGAGCUGUUUGGGUUCAAAAGAGCAAUUGUCAGGUUCUUAUACUGUGCAUUUUUGCUAUUAAUAUCUAUUACAUUCACGUCGUUCGGUGGUAUCAUUGCUUUCUUGGGCAGUGCCAUUUGCUUCACCAUAUGCUUGGUACUCCCAUUGAUGUUUUAUCGCAAUCUUUACUACGAUGAAAUAAGUAGAACGGAAAGAAAGCUUAUAGAAGUUGGAAUAGUUAUCAGUACAAUUGGUGCAAUUGCUGGGACGUAUGGCUCAAUUGCUAUUGACAUCUAG
Messenger RNA from Dujonia railenensis, 1605 nucleotides. NCBI's taxonomy places the organism in Eukaryota, Fungi, Ascomycota, Pichiomycetes, Serinales, Debaryomycetaceae. The record is from the annotation of a GenBank genome assembly.